Molecule: messenger RNA, 1146 nt
Organism: Belonocnema kinseyi
Lineage: Eukaryota; Metazoa; Arthropoda; Insecta; Hymenoptera; Cynipidae
Product: hexamerin-like
Exons: 4
Source: RefSeq, a predicted model, not a curated record
CUGACUGAAGCAAUUGACUCUGGGUAUUUUGUUGACAAAGUUGGCAACAAGAUUAGUAUCUUCGAUGAUGAUGGUAUAACAAAUCUUGGUACAAUCCUCGAAGGAAACAAGGAUUCACUCAAUCUUGAGUACUAUGGAUCUUAUGAUCAACUUCUUAGAAACAUGUUUGAUCACAUCAGCGCCAAGAGUGAUAAGGUUUCGUACGUUCCAAGUGCUCUUCAAUUUUUUGUCACCAACAUGAGGGAUCCAUUGUUUUAUCGAAUCACAGACAUGGUUAUGAACAUGUUUUGGAGAUUCAAGGAACGCCAACCACUUUAUAGGCAUGAAGACCUAUCUUAUCCAGGUGUACACAUUGAAUCAGUUGAUGCUGGAAAAAUUUUAACAUAUUUCGAACCCUUCGAUGUCACUAUCAAUAAUGCUCUAAAUGUAAGAAAUCUUAAAGAUGGACUUUCCUUUAACAUCAAAACCAGGAAUUAUCGUUUGAACCACCAACCUUGGAAUAUAACCUUGACUUUAAACAGUCAUAAACAUACAAGAACAUCAAUUCGGGUCUUUCUUUGUCCAGUCGAUGAAAAUCAAGAUUUAUACGCUUUUGUUCGUAAAAACUACAUGAAAUACGUGGUGCAAAUAGAUAAGUGGACGGAGCGUUUGCAACCUGGUACCAACAUCAUCGUACGGAAUAGUCGAAAUGCGAUGUUUACGCAAAACUUUAAACAAGAUGCAGAGUCUUACCUGGAAUUCUACAAGAAGCUCCAUAAAGCUGGAGAAAAAAACGAAAAAUUUGUCUUUUAUCCACCUCACUAUGGUUUCCCUAACAAUCUGCUAAUUCCGAAAGGUAGGCCCGAGGGUAUACGAUAUAAAGUAAUAGUUUUUCUUCAUAGUUUCGAAGCGCUGAGGACACACGAAAUUCUGCUUUUUGGUGAACAUGCAUAUGACGGAAAACCUCUUGGUUUUCCACUUGAUAGACCAGUGGUACCAGGGAUAUUUGAACUUCCUAAUGCUUUUGUCACUGAUACAAUGAUUUAUCACAAACCGCUGAGAGGACUGCCCCCUGACAGCGGUGGUGACGGAUAUGAGAUACCCGAACUGGCUGCUUACUACAGAGCACUUAGAUCUCCUGAGGAAGGCUACCUGGUGGGCGUUUGA